AGCGCACCACUAAUUAACAGAUUCUGGGGGACCAAUCAAUACACUAAUACCCCAAGAUGAAGCAAAGAUUCUCUUCGUUGGAUGUCAAGGUCGUCACCCAGGAACUCGCCUCGGAACUCGUCAACCUACGAGUGUCGAACAUCUACGAUCUUUCCUCGAGAAUCUUCCUCUUCAAACUCGCCAAACCCGACCACCGCAAACAGCUCGUCGUCGACUCGGGCUUCCGCUGCCAUGUGACGCAGUACUCGCGCGCGACGGCCUCGGCGCCGUCGCCGUUCGUCACGCGCCUGCGCAAGUUCCUGAAGUCGCGGCGCGUGACGGCCGUCCAGCAGCUCGGCACGGACCGCGUCAUCGACUUUGCCUUCAGCGACGGCCAGUACCACCUGUUCCUCGAGUUCUUUGCGGGCGGCAACAUCAUCCUCACCGACCGGGAGUACACCAUCCUCGCGCUGUUCCGGCAGGUCGCGGCGGGCGACGGGCAGGAGGAGGAGACGCGCGUCGGGAUGCGGUACGCGGUCGACAACAAGCAGAAUUACCACGGGGUGCCGGCCAUCACGACGCAGCGGGUGCGGGAGACGGUGGAGAAGGCGAGGGAGCUGUUUGCGGCGGAAGGGGGCAGUAAUGCCGCGCCGAAGAAGUCCCGCAAGAAGAAUACGGAUGUGCUGCGCAAGGCGCUGUCGCAGGGGUUCCCCGAGUAUCCGCCGCUGUUGCUGGAUCAUGCUUUUGCGGUGAGGGGGUUGGAUCCGGCGACGCCGUUGGAGGAGGUUUUGAGCGAUGGUGGGGAUGGGGAUUUGUUGGGACGGGUGGUCGAGGUGUUGGAGGUGGCGAAGGGAGAGACGGAUAGAUUGUCCGUUGGGCAGGGGCAUCCUGGGUAUAUUGUUGCGAAGGAGGAUACGAGGCCCAAGGCGAAGGGGGCUGCGGAUGAGAAGGAGGGGGAGGAUGCCGGGGACGCCUCGAGCAAGAAGCCGCCGGCGCUCCUGUAUGAGGAUUUCCAUCCGUUUAAGCCGCGCCAGUUUGAGGGCAAGCCCGGCGUCACGAUCUUGGAGUUUGAGAACUUCAACAAGACCGUCGAUGAGUAUUUCUCUUCCAUCGAGUCGCAGAAGCUGGAGUCGCGGCUCACGGAGCGUGAGGAGGCCGCGAAGAGGAAGUUGGAUGCUGUCCGGCAGGAGCAUGCGAAGAGGAUCGGUGCCCUGCAGGAGGUCCAGGGCUUGCAUAUCCGGAAGGCGGCCGCUAUCGAGGACAAUGUCUACCGUGUGCAGGAGGCCAUGGAUGCGGUCAAUGGUCUGAUUGCGCAAGGAAUGGACUGGGUGGAAAUCGCGCGCCUGAUCGAGAUGGAACAGAGCCGAGGUAACCCCGUUGCGAGGAUUAUCAAGUUGCCUCUCAAGCUUCAUGAGAACACAAUCACGUUGGUUCUGGGAGAGGCUGGCGAUGAGGAGCAAGGUGACGGCGAGGAGCUCUUUUCGGAUGACGAAGACGAGUCCGAGUCGGAGGAUGAGAAGGAGGAAGAUGAGAAUUUUGAGAAGAGGGCCGAUGUGUUGGUGGUUGACAUCGAUCUUGGGCUCUCCCCAUGGGCGAAUGCGACCCAAUACUACGAGCAGAAGAAACAGGCCGCUGUGAAGGAACAGCGGACGACGCAAUCCUCUGCCAAGGCGCUCAAGAGCCACGAGAAGAAAGUCACGCAGGAUCUCAAACGGAACCUGAAGCAAGAGAAGCAGGUUCUUCGCCCGGCUAGAAAGCUUUUCUGGUUCGAGAAGUUCCUCUUCUUCGUCUCUUCUGAGGGAUACCUGGUUCUCGGUGGCCGUGAUGCUAUGCAGAGCGAGAUGCUAUACCGGCGGUACCUCAAGAAAGGCGAUGUCUUCGUGCAUGCAGACCUUCAAGGUGCUACGCCGAUGAUCGUCAAGAACAGAGCGGGCACGCCCAACGCGCCCAUCCCCCCGAGCACACUCUCUCAAGCUGGAAAUCUAUGUGUUGCUACAUCGAGUGCUUGGGAUUCCAAGGCAAUCAUGUCCGCUUACUGGGUCAAUGCCAGCCAAGUCUCCAAAACCGCUGAGGUGGGUGGUCUUGUCCCUACUGGCGAGUUCGUCAUCAAGGGCGAGAAGAAUUUCCUGGCCCCCUCCCAGCUUGUCCUAGGAUUCGCGGUCAUGUUCCAGGUUAGCAAAGAGAGUCUACGGAACCACAAGCUACGCCAGUUCGACGAGCCUGCGGCUGCGGAGCCGAUCGCCGAGGAAGGCGCUCAAGCGGAAGCCGGCAACUCUAACGAUGCUCAUGACAGUCCGUCGGAUGACGAAAAUGCCGAGGAGGGAGAGCGGGAGGAGCAGUCCCCUCAAAAGGAGACGACAGCUGCGAAUGAGACUCUGCCGGAAGAAAGCUUGGCCUCCUCUCAAGAUCAGGGCAAGCGACAGCUUUCCGCUCGAGAACGUCGUCUUCUCAGAAAAGGACAGCCACUCGACUCCCAGGAAACCACGCCCAAGGAAGCCGACGAGAGCGCAAAGAAGCCGGGGUCGAACGGCGCACCGGCCAAACCUACAAACACCAAGCAAGCGGGCUCUACACGGGGCAAGAAGGGCAAGGCAAAGAAGGCUGCGGCUAAGUAUGCAGACCAGGACGAAGACGAGCGGGAGCUGGCACUCCGCUUGCUGGGCGUGAAUAGCGAGAAGGCCGCCAAGGCCGCCGCAGAGGCUGAAGUCAAAGCCAAGCGUGAGCAGGAAGCUGAGGCUCAGAAGAAGCGUCGCAGAGCCCAGCAUGAGCGAGCAGCGGAGGCCGAGCGCAAACGACAGGCUCUCUUCGAAGGGGGUGCUGACGACUACGAUGAGGAGACGGCCGCCGCGGAAGCUGCGGAUCUCGAAUGGAUUCCUGCCAUGAUCGGAACGCCUCAUCCUGACGAUGACAUCCUCGCGGCCAUCCCGGUGUGCGCUCCCUGGGCUGCCCUGAGUCGGUACAAAUACAAGAUCAAGUUGCAGCCCGGUACCGUGAAGAAGGGAAAGGCUGUCAAGGAGAUCAUUGGACGAUGGGUCGCCGAAACGACGACUGGCAAGGUCAAAAAGGAGCAUGCCGAGGACGCUGGCAUUAAUCGGGCAGCAGCCGAGAAGCUCCGCGAGCGUGAAGGCGAGUUGAUCAAGGGGUGGAAGGAUACUGAGAUCAUUAACUCAGUCCCUGUGGGCAAGGUACGAAUCAUGACUGGUGCAGGGGCCAGCGGAGGUGAUAAGGGCAAAGGGAAAGGUGGUGGUGGUGGCGGCGGCGGAAACAAAGGAGCCACUAUGUCUCCCAAGCUAGACACGCGGAUCGUGUCGGUUCGCCGACUCAACAAGGAAGGUCCUGGUGAGCGGUCACUCGCGCAAUGGUGGGCCGAUGAAUGCAACAACAACACCCCCGAAGCGGCUGCGAUCGAAGAAGCUGCACAGCUUCUGCAGACGAGCGACAUCCCCGUCGCAUUCCCCACAGAGACAGUGUAUGGAUUAGGGGCCGAUGCCACUCGCAGUGACGCCGUGCAGGGGAUCUACAAGGCCAAGCAGAGGCCAUCCGACAACCCGUUAAUUAUCCACGUGGAUUCCCUUGGCAUGUUGGAGCGCAUCCUCAACCCCGUCCAUCACAGUCCCACGCGGGUCACGAGCACUGCUCAGAACAAGCUCCCCGCCAUCUACGACUCGGUCAUCUCCCGCUUCUGGCCCGGUCCUCUCACGAUCCUCGUUCCGAACCCCUCCGGAUCCCCCCUUGCGAACGAAGUCACCUCGAACCUCACUACCUUCGGCGUCCGGAUGCCAUCGUCGCCGCUGGCCCGUUUGUUGAUCCAUGUCGCAGACCGACCACUCGCGGCCCCCUCGGCCAACGCCUCCACGAAACCGUCCCCGACAGCCGCAGAGCACGUACACCAUGAUUUGCAAGGCCGCAUCGAGCUCAUCCUCGACGGGGGCCCUUGUGGAGUCGGAGUCGAAAGCACAGUCAUCGACGGGCUCUCGGAUCCCCCGGCGAUCCUCCGUCCCGGGGGCAUCGGCAUCGAGGAGUUGCGACAAUGCCCGGGAUGGGAGAAUGUGCAGGUCGGCUACCACGACGGCACGCUCGAUGUGAAAGAGGUGCCCCGUGCGCCGGGCAUGAAGUACCGACACUACUCCCCCAAAGCUCGGGUGGUUCUUUUCGAGCCCGAAUCCACCGACGAGGGCAUCCGAAACCACAUCCGCAAGGACCUGGAAGACUCGGCGGUCGGCGCGCAUAGCAUCGGGGUGGUGCGUACGCGCAACUGGAAGCAGGGGCUGGGACUCGUCUCGGAGGAGGAGAUCCAGAGCGGCGUGAAACCCGUCGAAAGCUUGAUGGAGAAUCUGGUCUCGUUCCCUGUCCCCGUUGAGGACAAGAUCAAGGCUUGUGUGGUGACGAAACAGACCUUCGACUGCCAUCUCGGCGCGGACAUCAAGUCGAUCGCCCAGGGGCUGUUCUCGGCGCUGCGGGCAAUGGAUGAAGUAGAGGUGGAUGUCAUCUACGUCGAGGGGGUGCCUGAUCAGCAAGGUGACCUGGCCGCGGCGGUGAUGAACCGGCUGCGGAAAGCCGCAGGAGCCGAGCUUCGGGUCUGAUUUAUGACGAGUGGAGUUAUUUUUUUCUUCUUUUCAUACCUUUAGCUUUGUUUUUAAUCUUGGCAUCUAUUUCUGGGCGGUCAUUUUUGGAGACCGUUAGAUGGGCAUAAAUUCUAGAUACG
Aspergillus brunneoviolaceus CBS 621.78 is the source of this 4684-nucleotide messenger RNA. RefSeq lists its product as uncharacterized. Gene Ontology annotation, cellular component: RQC complex. Gene Ontology annotation, molecular function: double-stranded RNA binding; ribosomal large subunit binding; tRNA binding. Bases 57 to 4562 code for a protein of 1501 amino acids. NCBI's taxonomy places the organism in Eukaryota, Fungi, Ascomycota, Eurotiomycetes, Eurotiales, Aspergillaceae. The record is from RefSeq and is a predicted model, not a curated record. The transcript has 6 exons. Gene Ontology annotation, biological process: rescue of stalled cytosolic ribosome; ribosome-associated ubiquitin-dependent protein catabolic process.